Messenger RNA from Beta vulgaris subsp. vulgaris (sugar beet), 2261 nucleotides. RefSeq lists its product as hypothetical. NCBI's taxonomy places the organism in Eukaryota, Viridiplantae, Streptophyta, Magnoliopsida, Caryophyllales, Amaranthaceae. Bases 1347 to 1826 code for a protein of 159 amino acids. The transcript is spliced from 3 exons. The record is from RefSeq and is a predicted model, not a curated record.
AUUACAACACCCUCACGAGUCACGGUGACGGGCCCAAGUCAUAAGCAAAUUCCUUUAGAACCUGUAGAACCUCUCAUACGCAAAUUCGUCACUCAUACGCAAAUUCCAAAGCUCGAAUUGCAGAAGCUCGAAUUGCAGGUUCUUGUUUUGUUCCUGAGAUGAAUCUACUUGGUUUGUUGCGGAUUUUGGUGUGGAAUUGCGAUUUUUAAGAUCUACUUCAUGUUAUUAUCCAUGCGAUUGGUUUUAUGCGCUUGUUAUUGUUUGUUUCAUGAAUUCAACUUAUUUUUUCUUUAUCUCAUAUAUGUUAUUUCAUGUUUUUAGGGAUGGAUAAUUUACAUGUUAUAAACUUAUGAUUCGAAUGAAUUUCUGUUAUAACUUGUUAAUUCAUGUUUAUUUGUUUCAUGUAACUAAAUGAUAAGAAAAAUUAUGUCACAAUUUGUAGAUGCGCAUAUUUGUGUUCACUUGUUCUUGUUUAAUUUCAUCAGAUCAAUUUUUCAAGUGUUUCGUGUGCUUGAAUCAUGUUUCACUUUUUAUUCUUUCUAUGUUUCAAUUGGUGGUGUUACUCAGCUUUGCUGGAGUGUGUAGGGUUUAUGUAAUGUAUGUUUCAAUUGGUGUUGUUACUCAGUUUUGCUGGAGUGUGUAGGGUUUAUGUAAUGUAUGUUUCAAUUGGUGUUGUUACUGAGCUUUGCUGGAGUGUGUAGAGUUUAUGUAAUGUAUGUUUCAAUUGGUGUUGUUACUCAGCUUUGCUGGAGUGUGUAGGGUUUAUGUUAUGUAUGUUUGUGUAUAUAUAAACCAAGACAGGCCUGCAAAAAUCAAUUAAAUUGUAGUAAUAGAACAGCUACGAUUGUCGAUUGCUGUAUAUGGUGAGCAGAUGAGUCUAGUUACGAAGCAUGGUAAUUACGAAGGCUUUUUUAUUAGAUUUUAAGAGGUAGAGCAUAUUAUAUUGAUCUUUAGUAACAAUUGUGAUAUAUAGAUCGUUUUAGUAUUAGUUGGAUUGUAUUUGGGUUUUGCUAGCCUUAGGAGUUAGGACUUGACGUUGAUGUCAAGAGUGGUGGAAUUAUCUGUGGUUCAAGUUUAAGCUUCUGCAGAUAAAAUAUUUUUUUUAUAAUGGGAGUUUGUAAUAUGUCUAUAAGAUCUCGUAAUAGUAAAAUCAGGGGUCUUACAAUGGAUGUUUUAUAUUAGUGGACAGGUGACUCUGCACCAGAAAAUUAUUAAUGGAUAUAUGUGUGGAAAACUAUCACACAUUCUUAAUGUGCUGCUUAUGUAGUUUUGCUGAUGCCUUCUGCUUUCUCAUUUUGUCUUCAGUCUAAGUUAUUUAGGUUGUAUGUGUACAAUAACAUUCAGCAAUGGCGAAUGAGGAGGAUGCAGUCCAGAAGCAGCAAAUUGUUGAUGCUAGGGCAAGAAACAUUAGUCAUAAUGUCAGAUGCACUGAAUGUGGAAGUCAGUCCAUUGAAGAUUCUCAAGCUGAUAUUGCCGUACUCCUUAGAAAGCUGAUUCGUGAUGAAAUUCGAUCAGGAAAAAGCGACAAAGAGAUCUUCAAGAAGCUGGAGGAUGAAUUUGGGGAGACGGUGCUUUAUGCUCCAAAGUUUGAUAUGCAAACUGCUGCUCUCUGGCUAUCUCCACUUCUUGUGGCAGGUGUGGCUGCUGCAGGUUGGGCUUAUAAGAAGCACCGGCAGAAGACAAAUGUCCACAUCAUGGCUCUAAACCUUGUUAGAGGGGUUCCACUGACACCGAAAGAGAAAGAAACGAUGCUUGAACUCCUUACACCACCUCCUUCACAACAAGCAACACCCUCUUACUGGUGGAGUAGACUUCGACGUGAAUAAGGUGCUGUUGUUUGAUCCAUUGAUGCAUAUGGAAAGAUCCUUGUGCUUUGGGGAAGGGAGAAGUUUCCAUUGCAACUAAAUCAAGGAGCUACUGAGUUCUUUUAUAACUUGCAAUGUUGCUUGGUGUGGAAUGUGACUUUCGUGAAGAUUUUAUGAUGGUAUGAAUUGUUGUUAAAAUCCCGAUCCGGAUUUUACGAUCCUACGAUUCUAUGAUCCGGAAGGACCUCACCGAUCCCGAUCCUACACAACCUCAAAAAAUCACAUGGUAGGAUCUUAAUACGAUUCUACAAUUCGAUUCUAUCGUAAAAAAUCAUGAAGUAAUUUCACAUAUUAUAUUUCUCCUAUUAGAUUUUGAUUGUAUGUUACUAUAAUCUUAUAGUAUUGAAAAACUAUCACCAUUUGUUAAUGAAAUAAGUCGUUAUUAAUUUGUGUAAA